Messenger RNA from Rotaria sordida, 1630 nucleotides. Lineage: Eukaryota; Metazoa; Rotifera; Eurotatoria; Philodinida; Philodinidae. The record is from the annotation of a GenBank genome assembly.
UGGGUCAAUUAAAUCCAAUCAAUACCGUCCACAAUUUGUAACAGCAAGAGAAAUAAUGAAGAACUAACUCAGUUCGAUCAAUAGGAACGUGUGGCAUAUUUAGUUCAACUAUUAACCGAAAACUAAACUUUUUCUUCAAUCGUACUUGUUUUAUAGAGAAUCAUUUCUCUUACACUUAAUAAUCUUAGACAUUCAUCCACAUACGUUUAGUUCUUUAACUUCUAAUUAUCCUUAAACAUCAAUUUACCUUCCUUUCCCUUUCCUCUUAGAUAAGGACUUCAAUAAUCAAUAAUUCAACCCCUACGAACAAACAAACUCCAAUAUAAACACCGAACAACUGAUUGACAUGAAGUAACUUGUAAAUCAAUCUUAUAGACAAAUGACAUGAAGCUUAUAACAUAAUAUGUAAACAACACAUAACUUCACAUAUCAAAAAUAUACGUUAUAUCCAAAUAGACCCAAUACUUCUAGUAUUCCAUCCUUUCUACAAAAUUGAUCUAAUUAUAAUAUAUACAUAUAUUAAUAAUUUUUAUCAUUCCUUCCACUCAACAUAGUAGAAUUAACGCAGCUAAAUGUCUAAAAAGUAUUCUAUCAGAAUAACCUUCCUUAUUAAAUAGACUCCAUCCAGUACUAAUAAUCAUAAAACUUCAUAUAUGGUACUUAUAGCGGUCCAAAAUUCUUCCUAUCUAAACAAAAUAUUUCAAAGCUACAAAAUAAACUCCCAAAUGUUUCAUAAAAACUGGCCAUAUAAUAUAAAUCCAAUACGUAAAACAGUAAAACAAUAAUGAGAAGAACAUUUCAGUUAUCUGCAUCGCAUCAUAGCAAAACAGAAUCAACUACUACAUAAUCUUGAAUAGUUCCCUACAUCCCUUCCCAACCACAAAGUCAAGCAAGGCAUCCUAAACUUUAAAAUGAAACAUUGGCAUAAAUCUAUUCAAAUGCCAUGUCACACACUGGCAUCCUGUGUGAUUCCGUACAAUAAAACUAGACUCAUAAAAUAACUGAUGAUAACAAUGUCAGAAAUAUCCGAAACGAUCAUGCUAUGAACCUUUAAAAAAUUAUUCGACUUUAAACUUAGAAUUUAUUUAGAAUAUAAAGACUAAUGACAAUUAACACAGAAAUGAGAAAAUCUUUGCAACUUCAUACUCUAAAAAUUAUUACGAUUUUUAAAAUUAGUUAGAUACUAUCCAUACCUUUGAAAUAAACUAUGUUGGUUGUCUUUGACUUCCAUAACAAAUUUUAUUUCACUAUUAAGGUACUUAAAAUAGUUCUACUAAUUAUUUCAUGUAGUUUUAUUGAUUCUAAACAUACCUGAUGAUGGUCUCUAGCAAAGACCGAAACGUGUCGUAUGGUUGCUUGAAUCAAUUCUAUCUUUUAUCUAACUCACCCUCAUCAUCCAUAUCGUAUUCAUCGUAAUAUACUAUAUGCAGCAUUAGUUCGAGCUGCUUGUAUUUGUUCACAUGUCGAUGAUUUUAAUUCCGAACGUAUUCGUAUUGAUAUGUCAUUAUUAUUAAAUGAAUAUCCACCGUAUUUUAUUACGAAACAUUUUAAACAUUUCUUUCAAUUAAAUAAUGCAACAUCUAUAGUACAACUACUUGAUGAAAAAGCUUAUCAACGAUUACAUCAAUAA